CCCUACACGUAUACGUAUACAGCCGGUUCAGCCAUCCGAGAAGGGUCCAACACCGACGCCUGCGGCGCCGGUGUUGGAGCUUCCCGGAGUUAGUUCAGCCAGGGAUUAUAACCCAGGAGAGGUCAGUGCCCACGCCCAGUUGUGUGCGGUAUACGUACGGUACGGCCUUUUAUACGGUCAGUCAUUUUGCAAAAGCUUAUCCGUCAGUCCUCAUGGUCAUGCCCAUAUUAUGGUCAAGUUGCAGUCAAGUCCAGUACAGUUAGUGGAGAUCUCAGUCAUCAGACGUCAUGGUCCUCGACAACGACGAUGCCGGAGCCUUUCAGCUUUCUUCUGUUCUUUAUCAUCUGGAACUUCGGUUGGUAUGAGGUGAAUUUAACAAUAAUCGGCGGAGGAACGGUGUUGCCAGUACGAGUUGCGUUGGUGUAAGAUCCCCGAGACCUUUCUGGAGUGUUACCCGGUCUGUGAAGGCGAUGCGAGUGAUCAAUGUCUCCGGCGCUGAUGGUGAUGCCGAUCCGGUGGGCGACAUCACGCACGAUGUCAUCCGUAUUCUCACCAGGCGUCGUCUUCAUUGCGUCGUGAAUAUUGCUCUAGAUGGUCAAGUCGAUUUGUGAGGUUAUUGACCUCGGUCGAGUUGGCAGAGACGGAUUUCUCAACAUCAUUGAGUUUUUGCAAUUUGCUGUCGAUGGCCACUUCCAAAUCAUAUCUAUAUUCAGGGGUUUCAUCAUCUCUUGAGGAGGUCUUCGCUACAAGUUAGACUGACUUUACACAGGACUAUGGCUACUAGGACCAAUGCCACUGUAACGCACCUUUCCAAACACCUAGAACUCCAUCAGUAUCACCCCGAUACUAUAGAUUCUGGAGAGCCAAGACCAACUGUAGUAUUCCUUCCCUGGAUGAAUGCCACCCAGGCUCAUGCUAACCACUAUCGUGAGCUGUACGCUGUCAGAGGUUUCAAUGUCCUGACUGUCUGGGGAAGUCUAUCCUAUUUCUUAUGGCCCCAGUGGGCAAUGCCUCUAGCUACAGAGCUAGCUGAUUACCUGGAGAUGCAAACCAGGGGACCUCUUGUUGUUCAUAGCAUGUCUGUUGGUGCGUACCUGUAUGCAGUGACUCUCACCCUCAUCGCAGACAACCCUGACAAGUAUGGCAGCCUGGGGUCAAGGGUCAAAGGUCAUGUGUAUGACAGUAUUGUGAUUGGAACGCUGGAAGAGAUGGCCAGGGGUGUGAGCAUCAUCGUUGCACCAAAGAGCGCCAUGCUGCAGCAGGCUAUCAGACGAUCAUGUUUGCUGUACUUUGCUGCCACCAAGCAACACACCGUGGUGCCUUACAACAGAUUCAUUGAUGUGGUACACAACUCGCCAUUUAAGACACCAAAGCUGUGUUUUCAUUCUUACAAUGAUGUGCUGUGUCUACCAGAGGCCAUGGAGAGAAUGAUACAUCACUGGAAAGAUGAGUAUGAUCUAGAUAUCACUUCCAAGAUGUGGCAAAAUUCACCACAUGCUUCACACUUAAGAACUGAUCCACAAACCUACAAUAGGCUUCUCAAUGACUUCCUCAAAAAAGUGGGUUUAGAUAAUAUUUCAUUACAACUAUCCUCAAAGCUGUGAUUAUUUGAAGGGGGGAAUUACACCCUCAGAUACUGCCAGAAGU
Molecule: messenger RNA, 1647 nt
Organism: Strongylocentrotus purpuratus (purple sea urchin)
Lineage: Eukaryota; Metazoa; Echinodermata; Echinoidea; Camarodonta; Strongylocentrotidae
Exons: 4
Coding region: 774-1604 (276 amino acids)
Molecular function (GO): serine hydrolase activity
Source: RefSeq, a predicted model, not a curated record